Messenger RNA from Cetraspora pellucida, 876 nucleotides. The record is from the annotation of a GenBank genome assembly. Lineage: Eukaryota; Fungi; Glomeromycota; Glomeromycetes; Diversisporales; Gigasporaceae.
AUGAUUCGCAGACAAACGCGCCUUAGACGAGAGUAUUUGUAUCGAAAGUCUUUGGAAAAUAAAGAAAAACAAAUUUAUGAGAGAAAGCAAAAAAUAAAAGAAGCUAUUAAAGAAGGAAAGCGAAUACCAAGUGAAUUGCGUCAGGAAGCUGUAAAACUCCAAAAAGACCUCAAUUUCGAUGAAGCACAAACUGUUCCAUCUUCACAUAUUGAUGAUGAGUAUGCCCGAGCUGGAAUAUAUGAUCCCAAAGUGUUAAUUACGACUUCACGUGAUCCAAGCAGUAGACUCGCUCAAUUUGCAAAGGAAAUGCGGUUGAUUAUUCCAAAUUCACAACGUAUAAACCGCGGUAAUUAUGUUAUUAAAGACAUGGUCGACGCUUGCAGAGCCAAUGAAGUCACCGAUCUAAUAAUACUACAUGAACAUCGUGGCGAACCAGAUGGAAUGGUGAUAUGUCACUUUCCUUAUGGACCCACCGCGUAUUUUUCUCUUCAUAAUGUCGUUCUUCGUCAUGAUAUUCAAGAUGAAGGCACUGUUUCGCAAGUUACAAAUAUUCUUAAAUAUUUAUUUCCAGUUCCGAAGGAUGAUAGUAAAAGAGUAUUAACAUUUGCUAAUGAAAGCGAUUAUAUUUCUUUUCGACAUCAUGUGUAUGUGAAAAUCAAUAAUAAGGAAAUACAGCUUGCUGAAGUAGGCCCUCGAUUUGAAAUGAGAAUAUAUGAAAUUAAAUUGGGAACGGUGGAUCUGAAGGCCGCUGAUACUGAAUGGGUCUUACGGCCAUAUCAUCGAACAGCAAAAAAACGAGACCACUUAUAUGUCCGCAAAGACCGUUCUGAUAGUGGUUGUAUAAAAGCGCGUUUAUCUGUUCGUUAUGUUAAUUAA